Molecule: messenger RNA, 1137 nt
Organism: Neurospora tetraspora
Lineage: Eukaryota; Fungi; Ascomycota; Sordariomycetes; Sordariales; Sordariaceae
Product: formyl transferase
Exons: 1
Coding region: 186-1046 (286 amino acids)
Biological process (GO): 'de novo' IMP biosynthetic process
Molecular function (GO): formyltetrahydrofolate deformylase activity
Source: RefSeq, a predicted model, not a curated record
CUCGUUUCUAGAACUCCUCCGAAUGCCGCAACGUGGAUCCCAUGAGUCAUUAAACCCCGCCACGCGUCAGUGAAAAGGGUUCCAUAUUUGGAGCUAUGAACUAAAGUUUAUAUUUUGUUUUGACAGCUUUGACGAUCCAUUUUCAUCACUCACCCAUCACAACCACCACCACCCACAUUUCAACAAUGCCUGCCACCACCAACGACCACAUCCUCACCCUGUCAUGCCCUGACAAGCCGGGCAUCGUUCACGCCGUCACUGGCGUGUUCGCCCUGGAGGGCCACAACAUUCUCGACCUCCAACAAUUCUCCGAUCCCGUCUCCCAAAAAUUCUUCAUGCGCGUGCACUUUGGUCCUACGCCCACUCCCUCGACCGAGCACCUCACCGAGCUCUUCAACAAGCUCGCGGCCGAGUACCAGAUGGAGUACAAGAUCCGGCCCGUCUCGCAGAAAACCCGGGUCCUGAUCAUGGUCUCCAAGAUCGGCCACUGCCUCAACGACCUCCUCUUCCGCGCCAAGACCGGCCAGCUGCCCAUCGACAUCCCUCUCAUCGUGUCCAACCACCCUACCUUUGAGCCUCUGGCCAAGUCCUACGGCAUCGAGUUCCACCACUUGCCUGUCACCGCCAACACCAAGGCCCAGCAGGAAUCCCAGAUCCUCGAGCUGGCCAAGCAGCACGGCAUCGAGCUUAUCGUUCUCGCCCGCUACAUGCAGGUUCUGUCGCCAACCCUCUGCGAGGCCAUGUCUGGCAGGAUCAUCAACAUCCACCACUCCUUCUUGCCGUCUUUCAAGGGCGCGAAGCCCUACCAUCAGGCGUACGAGAGGGGCGUCAAGAUUAUCGGUGCCACGGCGCAUUUCGUCACGGCGGAUUUGGACGAGGGCCCCAUCAUCGAGCAGAGGGUCACCAGAGUCGACCACAGUAUGGGACCGAAUGAGUUGGUGGAUGAGGGCUCGAAUGUGGAGAGCCAGGUGUUGGCGGCGGCGGUCAAGUGGUAUGCCGAGCAGAGGCUGUUCCUUAACAACGGCAAGACUGUUGUUUUCGCUUAGGCUCUGAGUGAUGGUGGAAGUGGUGAAGCGAGGGUUCAGGGUUGAGUGCCCUGUGUUGUACAUAUGAUGUUAAUGAAUACCCGUACAUACA